This is a messenger RNA of Eutrema salsugineum, 1048 nucleotides long. RefSeq names its product CLAVATA3/ESR (CLE)-related protein 17. NCBI's taxonomy places the organism in Eukaryota, Viridiplantae, Streptophyta, Magnoliopsida, Brassicales, Brassicaceae. The transcript is spliced from 2 exons. The record is from RefSeq and is a predicted model, not a curated record. Gene Ontology annotation, biological process: system development. The coding region runs from base 521 to 805 and encodes 94 amino acids.
UCACAAUUAUUAGGAAAUUACUAGUAAUGUAUACGAACAAGAAAAAGAAAAGAGAAGUGGAGGUAAAAGAGUAAAAAGAGGAGAGUGCUUUCGAAGACUCUUCCCUCGAAUAAACACAAAGAGGUGACAGCCGUUAUUAAUACCGCCUGCCGUACUUUCUUUUACAGACCACACACACACUCUCUCUUUGCUUACGACUUCCGAGACAAAAGAAAGUGAGAGAGAGAGAGAAAUAGAAUUCUUGUAAAGCUUUUGCCUUUUAGAGGAAAGAACAGUGCAGAUCUUAGAAGGAUCCGAAGACCCUUCACGGAAAUAAACCAACUAUAACAAGUCAAAAAUCUUAUUUUUACCCACAAGACAAAAAGUUGAAUUCCAAAAAAACCCUUUUUUUUUCUUCUUCUUCUUCUUCUCCUCCACAUUCUCUCCUCUCUCUCUUCUUUUGAAAAAAAAGUCUCGAGCUUUGACUUCCACUGUCUCUGUUGAUUUCUUGUCAUGUUCCUCUGUUUCUGGUAUAUCUGAAAUGACUCACGUGUUGGUACGAAGAGAGAGACAAGGAAGGAAAACUAGAAGAUGGGACAUGAAGAUGACCAUGUGUUUCUUCCUCUUUGUCAUGUUUCAGAUAAGCCUAUCCUCUUCUUCAGCUUCUGUUGAUUCUCGUCGUCACUUCUUCUCGACGUCCUCGCCGCCGAGGAAGACUCUGGUGUACGCAACGACGCCGUUUCGUGGGCCAUUGAGCAGAGAUGGUAACAUUUAUGGAGAGGACAAGAGAGUAGUUCACACGGGUCCCAAUCCUCUCCACAACUAACUUUUUGACGCGUUGCUAUAAUUGUCAAUUACCCUUUCACCCACCCCACCAAGACUACAAGCAAAACGCAAGUCGCAAACGCGGACCGCCGAUCGCGAUCCAGAGACCGUUUCUAUGAAAAAGGGAAAUUUGGUAUCCAGCAGAUUGUUGCAUCGAUUCAAAGCCUAAAGUGUGCAACGGCUUUUAUAGUAGUGUUUUAUAUGAUGUUGUGUUUCACUUUUUACAAAGUAAUUUUGUUGUCCC